Molecule: messenger RNA, 4195 nt
Organism: Syngnathoides biaculeatus (alligator pipefish)
Lineage: Eukaryota; Metazoa; Chordata; Actinopteri; Syngnathiformes; Syngnathidae
Product: serine/threonine-protein kinase 35-like
Exons: 4
Coding region: 204-1481 (425 amino acids)
Biological process (GO): positive regulation of autophagy; axon extension; autophagy
Cellular component (GO): autophagosome; cytoplasm
Molecular function (GO): ATP binding; protein serine/threonine kinase activity
Source: RefSeq, a predicted model, not a curated record
UUGAAAGGCUCGAAUACGGAAGUCUGCCCAGACAGAAUGGCCUUGACUGAUGUGGUUCUGCCCACUAUACCACCGGGCUAGCUUCUUUCCACCUCAUACUACCGAAAGAACGAGCCAAAAAAGUAGUCGCACAAGAAAGUGGUGUCGUAAAAAGGAACCAUGGGGCCAAACGUCUUUGUGAUGUUCGCGUCAUUGGAUUCACGAUGAGCACAGUUGGCGACAACUGGGGAAGACGCACGAGGAGCGCGCAAGGCUGCUACAAGCUAACCGGAGGGCGAGUUGACGAGUGCACUGUGCUGCGAUGCCUGAGCGACACGAACGCAGGAGACGGUCAUGACAUGGAACAGGAUAUCGGUUUCUUCAAGCAGGCCGACUUGGAGAGAAGGCUUAUGGCCCCGCGGUACAGUUUACGCCGUGAGGUUGGGAGGGGCACGUACGGUGUGGUUUACGAGGCGCUCGCCCGGAAAUCUGGUGCCACAGUAGCAGUGAAGAAGCUGCGGUGCGACGCACCGGAAAACGUCGAACUCGCCCUUCAGGAGUUCUGGGCUUUCACCAGUUUGGAGAAACGCCAUCAAAACGUCGUACAACUAGAAGAGUGUGUGCUACAAAGGAACGGGAUGGGCCAAAAAAUGAGCCACGGCAACAAGCGGUCCAAACAGUACCUGCGGCUCGUGGAAACUUCUCUCAAAGAUUUGCGAGUGCGAUGGCGCGCGGGAGUGAUGGCAAGCGAACGCAAUCGUGCCCGUCAAAUCACAGUGACUGAUACAGGUGAGAGAGUGCUGACGCCUCCAGAAGAGCCAUGUUAUUUGUGGUUUGUCAUGGAGUUUUGUGAAGGAGGUGACCUUAACCAGUUCAUCUUAUCUCGGCGGCCUGACUCUCAAACCAACAACACCUUUAUGCUGCAGCUUACCAGUGCUGUGGCUUUCUUACAUGAGAACAAGAUUGUACACAGAGACCUUAAACCGGACAAUAUCCUUAUCUCUGAGAAAUCAGGGACUCCUGUCCUCAAGGUUGCAGAUUUUGGCCUGAGCAAAGUUUGUGCAGCUUUAGGAAAUGUCAUAGAGGGCAGAGAAGAUGAGGACAAAAAUGUCAACGUCAACAAGUUUUGGUUGUCAUCAGCAUGUGGCUCAGACUUCUACAUGGCUCCCGAAGUCUGGGAAGGUCACUAUACAGCCAAGGCUGACAUAUUUGCGCUAGGCAUCAUCAUUUGGGCCAUGUUGGAGAGAAUUACUUUUAUUGAUGCUGAGUCUAAGCGAGAGCUCCUUGGAACAUAUGUGAGACAGGGAGCAGACAUUGUGCCAGUGGGUGAGGCGCUGCUCGCGAAUCCAAAAAUGAUACUGAUAAUCCCCCAGAAACGCAGGUCAUGCAUGUCUGAUGGAGUGAGGAAGCUGCUGCUGGAUAUGCUUGCUGUCAACCCUCAGGACAGACCAGAUGCUUUCGAGCUCCAAACAAGAAUGGCUAAAGUUACGUGUCCUGCAUGACUCUGAUUUUGAUCAUUUCUCAGAACAUUGAACACUCUAAAGACUGGAGAGAUGAUUGAGGACUUCAGGAGGCAACCUUCACCACAGUUGCCCCUGACACUGUGGCCAACUGUCGAGACCUUCAAAGGACCUGAGGUAGGAGAUGAACACCAACUCCAUCCUCAAAGAAAUCCCAGCAAAGCAUGUACUUCUUGCGGCUUCUGAGGAAGCACAGUCUAUCACGCGAGCUGCUGAGUCAGUUCUACACGACGGUCAUCCAAUCAGUACUGUGUACCUCGAUCACAGUCUGGUUUGAGGCACACAAAAGGACAAACUCUUGACUGCAACAGACAAAAAAAAACGGCUGAACGAAUUAUCGGCACCACUCUACCCACUAUUGAGGACUUAAACGCAACGCAAACUAGGUCCGAAGCAGGUAGGAUUAUUUCGGAUCCUCCACAUCCUGGUCACCAGCUCUUCCCGUCGGUAAUGCACUAAAAUCAAUAAAAGUCAAAAGUACCAGGCAUUCAAACAGUUUUAUCCCCUCUGCCUUGAAUGGCCCUGAUCAGCGAACCUACUGUUUUUCUGCCUUUUCCCAUGUGUCAGAUGGGUUGCCAUACCACAAAUAGCAAUGGAGCGAAUUGAUAACAAUUGGGGUGUAUGGCUUAACGUUCAUGUUUUGAGCUGAGCCACCAACUCUCAAAUUGGACACAAGAUGUCACCAAACAAAAUUACACUUGAUUGGGUCACCAGCACGGCAAAGAUCUCUCUGAUAAAUGUAGCCUACCCACUUAGCUUCUCAUUGCAUUGCAUACGUAUACCAAAAUCAGUAACCUUAUAUAAACCUGAUUAUUUUUCAUAUCUUUGUAUUACAUACAUAUAUCGGGGUUAGCAACUUUAAGAACCCAAUUAUUGUUUUAUCUUUGUUUUCACAUCUUAUUUCUGAUAUGAAGACAGUGUCAGGAUGCAGCUGUCAGGUCACACCCAACGUUUUUCAAGACGGUUGCAGCAUCAAGUUACUGAACAGGAAGCCCGUCACACUCGAAUGACCACGCAGGAAGUCGGCAAGCAGAAAUAGAUUUCAACUAUUUUUUCACUGCACUUUUAGCAGAAAAUAAGAUGCUUUGAAACAGCUUUGUGAAGAGAACCUGUGUAUGGCUGUCUCUCUCAGACAAGGCAACACAUGAUGAGCAACCAACUAAAACAAGCUUGAGAGAAUGCAUGAGAGAAUUGUAUUCAUAAGAAUGUUGAUACAUUUAUCCUAUUGUUCAAAAUUAGGGUGAAACCGAACGCGAGUUGUGGUUAUAUUUUUUAAAAAGAUGCAUUUAUUAAUUAAAGGGAGAAUGACAAAAUUGAGUGAAGCUAAAGAAGGGCGUGACAAGUCAAGCCAGGAAUGGCAAAUGGGGCCCAAUGGGAUGAACCGGGGGAGGCCCUUCCCACUAGUCGUAGAUUCAGCCAACAUUUUCCAGAACGUUCCACCAAAAAGCUAUAAAAACCUUGGAUACGGAAUUCGGUGCUUUGUGUUCAGUUUUCGCUAACAAAGAGACAUGGUCUUUCUAUAGGUGUAAUAGUCGUAUGGCAAGAUGGCGGGGAGAAGGAAUUGGCAACUUGGGAGUGCCUAAAUUGACGACUCUUUUUGAGAUUGGGCGCAAGUAAAACUACUAUAAUAAGGUAAUGGCAGGAUAAUACCAGCGAUAUUACGUGGUUACCUAUGAAGGGCAAGUUAUCUUGACAAUUUAUCCGUAAUCCCGAAAACCCUUAUUAUUAAAUUAGGCUUCGAGCUAUAUAGGACUUGAUCAACCCGAACAGGCUCACUCAAAAAUGUCCCCUGUGUGGAGUUUGCAUGUUCUCCCCGUGCCUGCAUAGGUUUUCUCAGGGCACUCCACUUUCCUCCCACAUCCCAAAAACAUGCAUUAAUUUGAAACUCUAAACUGCCCUUAGGUGUGAUUGUGAGUACAUAUGGUUGUUUGUUUUUGUGUGCCCUCCGACUGGCUGGCAAAAAAUUCAGGGAGUACCUUGACACCUGCCCAAAGAUAGCCAGCAUAAGCUCCUGCUCCAGCAGAUAAGAUCCCACAAUCCUUGCAAGAAUAACCUGCUCAGUCUUCAAAUCUAACAAGACCCGUCCGACCCUCUAAACUUUCACCUCAAACAAGAAGACUGAUCAGAGAUGCAGCCAAGAGCCCCAUGAUCAUGCUGAAUGAACUGUGGAGAUCUACAGCUGAGGUGGAAGAGUCUGUGCAUAGGAAAACAAUCAAGUCAUACACUGCACAAAUCAAGCUUUUCUGAAAGAGUGGCAAGAAGAAAGCAAUUUCUCAAAGAUAUCCAUAAAAAGUCUUGUUGAAAGAUUGGGAGACACACCAAACGUGUGGAAGUAGGUGCUCCGGUCAGAUGAAACCAAAAAUCGAACUUUUUGGCCACACUGCAAAACGAUAUGUUUGGCGUAAAAGCAACACAGCUCAUCACCGUGAACACACCAUCCCCACUGUCAAACAUGGUGGUGGCAGCCUCAUGGUUUGGGCCUGCUUUUCUUCAGCAGGGACAGAGAAGAUUGUUAAAAUUGAUGGGAAGAUGGAUAGACCCAAAUACAGGACCAUUCUGGAAGAAAACCUGUUGGGAGUCUGCAAAAGACCUCAGACUGGGACGGAGAUUUAUCUUCUAACAGGACAAUGAUCCAAAAAAUACAGUGAAGAAAAUAAUUAUUUGAACACCCUGCUACAUUGCAGGUUUUCCCACUU